AUGCCGAUCUACCUGAUCUCCAAAUUUGCAGACCCCAUUUUCGCCUUUACGAUUGGUACCUCCGCCGCGCUGAUUCGGAUCCGUCGCGAGGAACGAGAGAAACAUCCUGAGCGGGCGGGGGAGAUCGGGUUUGGGACUAUCGCAAAGACGGGGGCAGAUCGAGUCCGGAGAUGGUGGGCGGGUGAUUUUGAGGGCUUAUAA
This is a messenger RNA of Aspergillus udagawae, 201 nucleotides long. RefSeq lists its product as uncharacterized. NCBI's taxonomy places the organism in Eukaryota, Fungi, Ascomycota, Eurotiomycetes, Eurotiales, Aspergillaceae. Gene Ontology annotation, biological process: protein secretion. The record is from RefSeq and is a predicted model, not a curated record. The transcript has 2 exons. The coding region runs from base 1 to 201 and encodes 66 amino acids.